AUGAAGAACAUCUUUGUCGCCGUAUUAGCUGGAGUAGCUUUUGUCACGAUUGCCGGGGGGGUGCCGGCAGCUCGGGAUGUUGGUAAGUAAAAAUUCAAAUCGAAAUGCAUUAUUUACUUUGAGGUUAACCGAACCCCAUUAGUUUAAAGGACCAUUCUAAAAACAUAAGAAGGGAGUUAAAGAAGCCAAUAAGAAGUUCACUGGCAACGAGAACGUCAGAUAGAGAGUACAUUCAAGCGUUCGCUAUUUAGAUAAGAUUAUUUUAACUUACUCAAAUUGUUAAGUAUGGGCGAAUUCUUCUUGAAUUAUAUUCAUACUCUGGAAGAGACUAGAAAAAAACGUUCCAUAAAACCUCCGCGUUGCAUUAGCAAAUUUCAGGUCGUAGUGGUGCAGUGACGGCAAGAAAUAUGUCCCAGAAAGUGAAGUGUGAUAUUGCUCUUUCAGACGUUUUCGUUGCUGUGCAAUUUUGAUUGAUUAAGCUCCCUGGUGGAUGAAACAGACGGGAGCUAUGAUUUAUAAAGCUCUUGAUUCUUCCCUUCUUCCGAAGCUGGGAAUUUUUUUCUUGUCCUUGCCCUUAUAUGGAGAUGUCUUCUUAGCGUUCAGUUUUGGAAUCUACAGUAGUAGGCAUUCCAACAAAUAUAAGCUUAACAAAGUAAGAAGAAAGACACGCACCAUUAAACAAGCCCUUCAAAAUAAAUGAAUAAAUAAUACAAGUCAAGACUGAGUAAAAAAUCAAUUAAAAACCAAUAAAGGUAACGAGGUCUAAUAUGUUUCAUAGAAGUUACACGUUUUUCUUCUAUAAUCUGUUUAAUAACUCUGAAUCCGAAAAUCUGUUUUCUUUCGAGAAAUCUAAUAAAUCGAAAUAUUUGAAAUUUUACCUGGGCAUUCGACAUAGUGAAAUUAAAUAUCUACCAAAUGUUCGAUCCAAUUUUGUUUUACCAAUGGGUCGUGCUUGAAACUGACAACAUGUUCCUGUUCUAGGGGAGGAUGACGUCAUGCCUUCGUCAGUGGAGAUUAUGCGUCGUCACUGCAGCUGCGCAGAGCAUCAUCACGAGUGUGGCUGCUGUAUGGCGAUCAAAACACAUGCGUUUCAUAAAAGAAUUGAAGCUAAUGGUAAAGCUAUUUUUUGAUUUUAUGUUAAGCCUCUAUAAACUUGACGAACUUAAAAGGAGGCAAACAACUUAAGUUCCAAAUGCAAAAAAAGUAAAAGAAAACCGAGGUUGCAUUUAAAUCCAGCAAGACACAUUUGCAUUAUUAAGUAUAUUUUAUCGGUAUUUCUACUGAAGCAGAUAUAGUAGAUAUGCUUAUGACAAUUAAGUAGUAACUUUUUUUAUUGUUUAUUUAUGUACUUAUUUAUUUGUUUUUAUCUACGUGCAGUUUGCAUGAAUGCCUCUUACACACCAUCUCCUUUGGUAAGUUGAUCAUAGUUUCUACUGAACUCUAUUUCACGCUCCUGUAAUCAGUUUUCAUCAAAAGCAUCUUAUCUUCUAGUUUCUAUAAAACGCGGGUAACAAACCAGAGUAAUGCAAAAGACUGAUAUCAGAGUUGUUAUAAUUAUUCAAAUAAAGCGUUAAAAAGCUGCAAUCAACAAUGCUAAAGAAUUAAACUUUUCGAAAUUCCUUACUGACAGAAUUAAUAAUAAAUACUGUAAAUAACGUACAUCGAACUAUAUUGUCGUGGUCCAUGUUAAAUGUCUGAAAUAACUGAUAGCCCAUUUUAUCAUUGACCUAGUACAUAAUAGAAAUUGUUUUUAAGCAUAACAUAUAAUCAUGGAAGGACAUUUUUAUUUUCUUCUUUUCUGCCUACGUUCUGAUAACGCUUCCUAUCUUACUCACGGGCCCCGUUUUUAUGUUAAGUAAAGGGCUAUCAUCUGCUAUAGUUGAGGCUUUGAUUAGUAAAGCAGUUUAAUUUCUGGUCUCUUUUCUAGGGUGCGCAGUUCUUUCUGACUUGGAACAAGGAUGUAUUGUUCAACCAGACAAUAACAGGUCAGAGCGACAUUUACAUUGUUACUCACUGUACAUUUUAAAACUAUUUUAUCCUAGUAAAUUUUUUAGUUAUAAACAUUGUUAUAAAUUUUAUGACUUGUCAGUAUUUACGUUAGCUAUUUCAGGCGUCCAUGCAUUUGGUAAAUUUUAAAAGAUCUGUUACAACACCGAAGUACCAACUCAAAGUAAUCCAAAACAACUCUAUUGAAAGAUCUGUAAAAGCCCGCUGAACUAUCACCUCUUGGGUCCUUAGAAAAAUAGACUUUUAGUUUUUCGUGACUCCAGUUGUCUGUGCUGAUUCUCAACUAACCAGCGCGUGGUGUGUGAUGUGGAAGAAAAAGGCAACAGAAAGGACGCAACAUUAAGGAACACUCAACUCACGCUUUCCUAAAUAGACGCGUUUUCAGAAGGCGUUUAAAAGCGGCAACGUAUAACAUUAAUGGCAUGGCGGAUAACCACAGGUGAGAUCGUUCCAUAGCUUUGGUGACGCGGCUGUAAAUGAACGGUCAUCAAGAGUAGCGAGAGUUCUUAUAUUGGGAUGCUGAAGUAAUAGUUUGUCAUCAGAAGACCCUAAAUUGUAUCGAGGAAUAGUUUUAAGUUUCAAUAAUUCUGUAAUAUAGGCAGGAGCGAGUCCAUUUAAGGCUUUAUAGGUAAAAAGUAAAAUUUUAAAUUGAAUUCUGUUUCUAAUUGGCAAUCAGUGGAGACUAAAUAAGGUGGGAGUGAUGUGACUGAAGCGUCCAACAUUACAGAUAAGCCUGGCAGCUGCAUUCUGGACUCGUUGGAGCUUGCACAGCAGGUUGUGAGGCAAGCCAUACAAGAGGCUGUGGCAAUAAUUCAGACGACUCGUUACAAACGCAUUGACCAAAAUAUGAGGACAAUCAAGACUGAGAAACUUCUUAAUUCUUCUUAGGUUAUAUAAGUGGGAAAAAAGCGGCUUUACAAAUGUUAUUAACGGGUGUGUCCAUCUUCAACUGUCGAUCAAACCAGGUACCAAGGUUCUUUACUUCGCUAGCUGAUGUGGUUGUACUGUCACCAACUCCCGUAGAUUCAAUAUUAACUUUCGCCAGUUGCUGUCUCUUUCCGAUGAUGAUGAAUUCUGUUUUAUCGUCGUUUAGUUUACGCCUGUCAAAUAGCCUCUAAUCUCUGACGUUGCAUGUUCUCCAGAGCUACUGAUUGCUCCUCAUCGGAGUUGACAUUGAAGGAGAUGUACAGCAGUGUGUCAUCGGCAUGUGCACGGACAUCAGGUAGAUGACGUUCGAUGAUCGUGAACAGUUUGCUCGCGUAGAGGACAAAUGAGAGGGGACCGAGACAAGAUCCGUGUGGAACGCUAUACUUUACCUCAAACCUCUUCGAUGUUCCGCCGUGAAUAGAUAUGGAUUGGAAUCUGUGGUGCAAGUAGGACUUGAACCAGGAGUGCACAUGUCCCGAGAUGCCAAAGUAGACGGUCGAGUAAAAUCCAGUGGUCGACCGUUUUAAAGGCUGCACCGAAGUCAAGUAAUAGUAGGAGAGUGACUCGCUGGCGGUUCAUAUUGAGCAAUAUGUGGUUAUGACCCGCAGUAGCGCGGUUUCAGUGCUGUGAAAUUCACGGUACGAUUACUCGGCUUUAGAAUAGAGCUCAUGCAGGGUUAGAUAGUCAUGGGUUUGAUUGAAAACGGCUCGCUCAGCUAGUUUAGAAACAAACGAAAGGUUGUUGGUUGGUCGUAGGUUGUGAAAUUGUCACCUCAGCUCUUGGUUUCUUUAGCAUUAGGUGAACGUCGGCUUGUUUCCAGUUGUCAGAGAAACACCAGUUUCUAAGGACAGAUUUAACAUCCUGGUGAGAACUGGCAAGAGAACAUCAAAGCACUCAACCACUAGGGGAGUAGGCAUAGGAUCCAAGGAGCAAGACUUCUUACUUGAUUUAGCGAUUAAGCAUCACACCUCGGGAUCACACCCCGGGAUCUACUCAGUAGGCAUGCUCACUUGAGCUGACUAGGAAAAAUCAGGAACUAAGUAAGACGGUAACAUUCUCCAAUCACGCGUUUCUCAAUACAAUAAUUUUUUUGUCAAUUGACAGCUGCCGACCCGCCUCCAAUUUGUUUUGGCAUUCCUCAUGUUCCAGUAGCCAAAGCCUGCGUCAAAUUUUCCAACGUUUCAGUCGAAAGGCAUCACGUGGGAGGCUGCGCUGCCUUGGAGUUCAAAUUUUUCCACUCACGGAAGGACAUUCCGCUGGGAUGCUUCUUUUUCAGAGGUGCAGAAGAAGAUGGUUUUGAUGUGGAAACAUUCUUAGACGCAGAAUCACUCCUAUCGUUAUUGGAGGAAUCAUUUCAAGCAUCCACGGUUUGUUUGCGGUUUUUUGACUCUUUUUUGUAAGCAACGGUUCUUGUUAAGUCUUCUCGCUUAGAUGUCUUAUGUCGCCGGGAUGAUCCGGGUAUGAGGCAUGUUUUUCUGUCGUAUGGAACUGCACAAAACCAAAACGGAAAACUUAGAUGUUUCCUUUUGAACAUUACGAUCACACAAGAGACGAGGUUUAUCAUAUGCAUCGUUUGGACUACGCCAUAAGGUUUCUUGCAUCUCGACUUGAGGAACUAAAGGUCACAUCUACAUACUAAGUAAAAACUAUCUUUUUGGAGGUGCUGAUAAAAAGCCUUCAUUGAAUGGUCACACCAUAGAAUUUUUAUAACCGCAGAGUAAAAAAGUUAGAACCGCAUACCGACAAAUAACAAGUGCUAUGAAAAAUUACAGUAAAAUUCUGAAGAGGUAUUUGUGGAAAUCUAGUUUAUACUAUGAGUGGUUAAACAUUUUCUAUGGACACUAUUGUCCGAUCAGAACUAACUCUGAUCAGGGUAAUCCAUUGCAGAAAUCUCGCGAUGAACUUUGCUUUUUCUAGGACGUCAGUCAAAUGGUAGACGAAAAAAAAAAAAUCUGCAAGGCUAGUAAAACGGAAAGAAAUUCACCCCAGUCUUUGUUUUCGUUGCGAAAGCCUCUGGACUAAUUAAGCUGUAGAUUAUUAUUUCUCCUAGAAAACCUGGGUUAAGAAUGGCAAAUCUCAGAUGUAUUUGUUUUGUAGGAAAACCAUAUUGACACCGACUACACUCCGACGAAUGAAGUAAAGCCGAAUGAUGACGUAACAGAUCUCGUGACGUUUGAUAAAGGUGGCUGUGUGUGUGAAAAGACUCCUCCUCAAUGCGACUGCUGCAUUAAAGUAAAACUGAUUCAUUUUCCGGUCAAAGGUAACUUAUACCUAAUUACACUGUACCAAUAAGGACAUCCGAUCAGUGAAUGAUGAGCCAGUCGCUUUUCCAGUUCCGUUUGUAGAAGUCUUCGUCUUUUUUAGUCUUUGCUGGUGUGGUCUUUGUUGGAGUGAAAGGUCUUAUUAGCCUGAGGUCAGGUUCUCCUGUCGUCAAUAAGGUGAUUUACUCUCAAAUGAAUGAGUAGGUACCUUCACUCACACGAGAGGCUGCGCUUGAAACGCGAAAGUAUGCCUUUUCACGGUGACAAGACUUUAUCAGUUCUUCUGAUAAAAUUGAGCUGGGCGUGUCAGUUGGGGAAGCGAUUGGGAAAAAGGGAAAUUGAGGAGGGAGUAGAGAAUGGGAGAGGGGUGAAGGCUCUCGUAUCUCUCCUUAAUUCCUCAGCUCUAGGUCACCUAUCUGCAUGCACUUUAUGUUGUUGAAUGAUUGGAUACUUUUCACUCGACCUUAAGACGAUAAGGCAAAACAAAUUUAAAGGACACUUUUGGGAGCUCUAUUAUUUAUAUGAAUAAAUAAAAUGCAAAGAAGAAAUCGGAAAUUCAUAUACAAAAAUUUAUAUAUGCUUUGAUGAUAGUCAUCAUUUCAUUUAUACUACUCUUUUAUUACUAUCAGUUUUAAUUAGUUAUUUUUUUUCCUUCUAACAGCCUGUGUUCAUGCAGACAUUGAUAAAGCUGAAACGGUAAGAACACAGAAGAAAACUUUUUGUUAGCCAGUCCAAUGCCUUAGUCUGCUUGGUUCCCAUCAGUGUGUAUUUGGCACGCGUUAGAAUUUCUCCCUCAUUGGUUUACCAAAAAAAAUUAAAACUGGUUACUUAACAUCUGUUUUCACUCAUGAAAAAUAAUAAUAAUAAAAAAAUGACCUUCAUAAUGAAAAAAGUAUAUUGAGCAUGUAAGCACAUUUGUAUGUUAAACUGAUUUGAUUCUUUCUGACUGACUAGUUCUACUCAUAGUUGAAUAAAUCUUUCAUGUUUUCUGAUCCUAGGGAUUCGACAUAGCAGUAGUGAUAAAUCACUUCAACGUUUUCAAGAAGCACAUUUCAGGUAUAGCCGGAAAAAGGGUGCGGUUUUUUUGGGAAAAUCGAAAUUCGGAUUUCCGAAUCCAAAAUCUGAUUUUGCAUUUUUGGGGGCAAAUCCAAAAACGGAUCAUGAAUCCAUAAAAUCCACACCCUGGAGGGAUUCUUCGGAUCAAAUCCAAAUCAGGAAGUUUGAGAUUCACAAUCUGGGCGUUUUUUUUCGAACAAAAAUGGCACACAACAGUUGUCGUCUAUUUACAUUCGUAUACUGUUUUUAAACCCUUUCUCCGCCACGUUUUUUGCAUGUAUGUAGUGUCUGCUUACGCCGGUAAAAAAAAAAAUUCAUCGGCUACAGUUUUAAAUUCUUAUGAUUUUACUAUCCUAAGGUGUAUUCUAUUCGAGAAAUGUUUGGGUUUCAAACCAAAAUGUAUGCAUUUCGUAUAUUCAUUCGUAGUUUAUUUUGCUUUUCCUUCUUGUCUUCGCUGCGAGGAUCAGUUUGUUGUUUAUUUUCUAUAGUUUUCUUAUCACGAGGAGCACGACGACAUGCCGUUGUCAUGGUAAACGAUCCUCUUUCGGAUCUUCCGUUUCUAUGGUAGCGAAGAAUCCAUUUGACCUGCGAUCACAAAUCCUUUUUUGGAUUCUCCAAAAAAACGCACCCAAACUUAGCAAAUCCUCAUAAAAUUGAGCAGUAGAGAGGAGAAGUCGUUUACGCCACGUUGCCAUGGUAGCAAAAUUUCUGGAUGUCAACAAACCGAAAACUUCACUUACAUGGUGAAAGCCGCACCGUUUCAAACUUCAUCGAUCUUAUUCAGUUUCAUUUGUCAAAUGUUGGUGAAAUUUUCUGGGGCUGAAUCCGAAAGGAGCGUUUCUAAGUUUAGGAAAAGAAAAAGAAAAUUUUUGUUUUGUGUUCACUCUGUGUAUAAAGGGGGCGCGUGAAAUUAGGAUGUUUCAUGUUGCAAUCGUGCAACGACGGCUAAGAAAUGUACAAAAAGCGUGAUGCACGUUCAAAGUUGUUUUGCUAAUAUUAACUUAUUGCUUUUUUGCCGUUCACGUUGCCGUCGCUGUCGUCGUUGCCUAAGUUCCUCAUUGUUGUUAUCCAGAAAUUUUGCUACCAUGGUAACGUGACGUCACACUUUUCCUCUCUUAUUUCACUAACCAUAAAAUUUUCAUCUGGUUUUUCUUCAAUUAAACUGAACUGAUAAUAAAACGACUAACAUUUCAUAUUCUUUCAUUGUUUCAGUGGCGGAUCCUCAACCCAUCUGCAAAACACUCAAAAUCUUUCACGUCGAGGCAAAAGUGUGUCUUCGGCUUACUCAUGUGUCGCUGGCCCCUGGUCACACGGGCGCAUGUCUAGAGGUGGAGAUUAACGCACUGAAAAAAGCUGUGGGAUGUUUCUACAUGGCGCGCAAGACUACAAUGACAUAGUGUACUGGGGCCGAAUUUCUAAAGACUUCCCGAGUUAAGAUAUUUCCUUAUUAGUAAAAUCCAACUAGUGGUCUAUUAUCAAUGCUGCGUUCUGAUUGGUUGAGCUGCUACUAGGCUAUAUGUUAUAGCCCACUAGUACCAAAAGCGCCGGAUUUUUGGCGGCAGAAAAAGGAUUAAAAUCUAGCUAUAACUAGCUAAAGUUUUUUUGUCUCGAUAUUUUGACCGACUAGUUAGAUUUUACUAAACAAUUAUUCCUCUCACCCUCAUGGCCUCUGAAUCAAUGGCCCAUUUGGCCUUCGGCCUCUUGGGCUAUUGACUCAGAGCCCACUCGCACUCGAGGAAUAAUUGUUAAGUAUUUUUCUUAACAAUGACCUAUCGUUUUAAGACAAUAAUAGCUAUUCAUCUUAGCUUCAGAUGUCUUCGUGAAUCCAGCCCCAGUUUAAUUGCAUAACCAUCGCCUUAUCCCCGCUUUAAAGAGCUUGUUAAUGUAGUUUAAACUUUGAAUACACUAAUAAAAUAUAUAUUUGUAACUGCAAACCGCAAUCGCGACAACCUCGUCCCCAGGGUCAUAUCGUUUUCCAGCCACGCUGGGCAGUAUCAGGGAGCUUAAGCAACGACCACUGCAACGGCAACGAGAACGGCAAAAAAGCAGUAGGUUAAGAUUGGCAAAACAACAACUUUGCACGUGCAUCACGCUUUUUGUACAUUUCUUAGCCGUCGUUGCUCGACUUCAAAGUGAAAGUGCCAAAUUUCACGUUUUGUCGAGGACGGGAACACAAGACAACAACUUUCUUUUCUUUUCCUGAACUUUGAUACAGUCCUUUAGAAUUCAACUUAAAAAAAAAUUGCCAACAUUUGACGAAUAAACUGAGAUGGAAUAAGCGCGAAAAAAUUCAAGGCUGAGCUAAUUCACUUUUUAAGUGACGCUCUCUUAG
Porites lobata is the source of this 8583-nucleotide messenger RNA. The record is from the annotation of a GenBank genome assembly. NCBI's taxonomy places the organism in Eukaryota, Metazoa, Cnidaria, Anthozoa, Scleractinia, Poritidae.